Molecule: messenger RNA, 832 nt
Organism: Belonocnema kinseyi
Lineage: Eukaryota; Metazoa; Arthropoda; Insecta; Hymenoptera; Cynipidae
Product: zinc finger protein 117-like
Exons: 3
Coding region: 1-699 (232 amino acids)
Biological process (GO): regulation of transcription by RNA polymerase II
Cellular component (GO): nucleus
Molecular function (GO): RNA polymerase II cis-regulatory region sequence-specific DNA binding; DNA-binding transcription activator activity, RNA polymerase II-specific
Source: RefSeq, a predicted model, not a curated record
AUGGUGAAUCCUGCCCACACGAAACAUAAUGUACAGUACAAGAGUGAGUUAGAGAAAUCAACAGGAGGACCCUAUGUUGAGCCAUAUUCUUGUCCAACUACUGAAACUUUUUCUGGAAAUAAUUCUGGUGCCAAAACUUUACUUGAAUAUAACAAGGAUGAAUCCUUGGAAAUCAAAGAGGAAAUCACCCAAGAUCAAGACGCUAAAGGUGAAAAACGAAAUCAAAACUAUGAAUUAAAAUCCUGUGCCAUAAAUAUAACUCAUAAUGUUCCUGUUUAUAAACUGCUGGCUUAUGAGAAUCAGAAACUUCCAGAAUUAAAGCAGGAACAGAAAAAUUACAAAUGCGAAACAUGUGCUCGAGCCUAUAAACGGAGCUGCACUUUGAGCUAUCACCGAAGAUUUGUAUGCGGCGUCAAGCCACAAUUUGCUUGCGAGUUCUGCGGCAAAGAAUUCAAACAUAAAUUUCACUUGAGCCGCCACGUAAAUGAAAUACAUCUUAAAAUAAACUUACAGGCAAUGCAAAAGAGAUAUUAUUGCGACAAAUGUCCUCGUAGUUACAGUGGUCUCAAAAGUUUAAAUCAACAUACACUUCUCAAACAUACCGUAAUAACAAAAGAAUUAAGUUGCGAUCAUUGCGAAUAUAAGACGAAUCUAAAAUAUAGCAUGUCCAAGCACAUGAUUGCACGCCAUCUCAAGUAAUUUAGUAACAGAAUAAAACAUCUCUUUUCUUACCUUAAGUUAUAUGUGUGUAAUGUGUAUAGCUUAAGUUAAUUUAUAUGAAAAUCCCUAUAUAAUAUUUAAUUUUACUUUUUGAACGUUCUGAAAGAGUAAA